AGUGGACCCGUGUAACAAAAGUCAAAGUUCAUUUCAAGAUUAGAAAUAAUUGUUUGUGCUAUUUUUCUUCUUUUUUAUUUCUAAAACUUUUUUUUUUUUUUUGUUAAUAGCUUUUAUGAAUCACAUAUGCAUUGGUAUAGAGUUUGGCUUCCUCCAUUGAAUCGUCGGUAAUGGACGUGUAUAUUACAUUAGCAAUACUGUUGUAAUUGUAGCUGGAAAAGCAGUCGAAUUCAUAUUUUUUUUUUUUUACAUCUUGCAUUAGAAGCUAAGGCUUGACAAAUUCAGGAAAAUUUGAUAUCGUAAUGUCAAAGUAGUGAAAUGAAUUCAACCAAUCAAAAAGCUUUUAAUCUUUAACUCUCUUAACAACAAGUAAGCCUAGUAUAUAUAAAGAGGUGGGAUUUUGGUAGAUGUACAAAUUUAUUCAGAAGAAAUACAAUGCAGUUGGAGAUUGUAUUAGGACUGUUGUUGUCACUUUGUGGAGCUCGGUACAGCAUUGUUGUUCAAAUUGAUGAUUGUAAUACCUCGAUAUCCUAUGUCAACCAUUCUCUGCCAGAACGUCCAGAAUUUUACCGCAGUAUCCAUUUACAAAAAGCUCACCUAGUCGGCGAAAACCUGGGAACAGUGGUCUUUUGCAUGAUUCACGAAAUCUACUUAGAGCUCAAAUAUUUGGAGUCAAAGUUACAAGAGCCAAUGGAAGAUCCGUAUUGUUCAGGACCUUGUAAACGGAGUGAAACUAUGGAAACAAAAAGAGGAAAAAUGAACAGAAAAAACCAAAGGCAGUGGUCGAACUCUCGUGCAGCUACGUUACUCAAAGUGUUGCGGAUGGACAGCUUUGCGAAGAAUCUUCAUCGGCGACCAUUAUCAUAAGAAGAUGUACAGUCUAUGUUUAACUCAAGGACAAUCAAAGAUAGUGAUACACGUUUGAAUACAUGUUGUUUUGACGGAUUUACUUUAAGAUUUGUAAAUUUCUAUACUAUUUUCAUAUCAAUAGAUGCAAAUUGCUCAACGUUUCAUUUGUGUGUGUAGCGCUACAGUCCCACAGUUACUAAAAUGGCAAUUGUGAGGUCAUGAACAUAUAGAGAGCUUGUUCAUAAGAUAGUAUUAAUAGCUACUGUAAUCACAAUUAUUCCUACAAUCUCAUAUCAUCUGUGAUAAUA
Molecule: messenger RNA, 1157 nt
Organism: Ostrea edulis (European flat oyster)
Lineage: Eukaryota; Metazoa; Mollusca; Bivalvia; Ostreida; Ostreidae
Exons: 5
Coding region: 436-867 (143 amino acids)
Source: RefSeq, a predicted model, not a curated record